AAGGAGGUGAUGAGAACAUUUGGUCGUGCAGACUGAGAUCAGAUCAACGCAGGACUGCAGGGUUGUGCGUGAGCCAACAUUGAUGUUAAACACUCCAAAAAAGAUGAAUAAAGGCUCCACUGCUAAUAAUGACACUGGCUGUCCAGCCAAGUCAACUUGCCGUUACGGUCACAUGACUGAAAAUCAUGUGACCCGUGCCACACAGCUCAGUGUGCGCGAGGAAAAACAAGGUCCGGUCACAACGAACAAACAGGAAGUCAGACGGCAAUCGGGUCGUACGACCUCCACCUCCGGUCUGACCUCGUGCUCUCAUCAACGCCGCUGGUCCAGUGACUGUUGCCACAGCAACAGCUCCCCUGUCAUUAUUGUCAAGAAAAACGUGGGGGAACCACAGCCUCCUCAGCGGGGGGCGUCCCUUCUGAGAUGCCAUCCUCCAUCUCCCUGUCCAAGGCAACGCUAUUCUAGCCCAAUUACCGGGAUAGACUCCACAACUCAUCUGUCGACGUCCUCGUCUUCUUCCUGUUCUUCUCCUGUCCGGACAUCUGUCAUAACCGGCCAUGACCCUCUCGGUUGGAAGUUACGUCCCAAAUCCAGCACCUCCUCCAAUCGGGCUCACACUAAUAGGUUGUCACUGCAGAUGCCAAUCCCCGUCACCAUUCCUGAUCCGAAUUUUCUCCUAUCCAACACAUCUGCCACAUCUCCACUUGACCCCAUACGGAAAACUAAAACCCACUUCGAAUUCAAACCAUCCCGUCGCCACCACUCUGACUCCUCGGCCUUCCUCGGUUCCAUGCCUGUGGUGACACUUGAGGAGCUCCGUGACGUGCACCUCCGCUCCGCCGUUCGCUCGGAUGAACGGGACGACGUCUUCUGUGAAGAGAAGGCGACCCCUCAGCCGCACAAAAAGCCACCAGCUGUUCCAGAAAAAAGUCCUCUGGCAAGAAAAAUAGCACAACUUAUUGCUCAUUCGUGGCAGCACCAAAUGCGUGCUGCCCGUAAAAUUGAGCAAGAGGAAAUCAUUUACAGUGUAAUGAAGCCAAAAUCGAAAAGACAAUAACCUGAAAACCAUUGCACCCUGUAUGCCAAAAUAAAUGGCAUGCGCUUGAAAAGUGAUGAAUAAUCACCAAUGUACAAACAAUACUUUGCUCACUGGAUGGUGAGAGCAAUUGUGCAUUUGUUCCCAUGUGCUUUAGUUUAAAGAGGACCCCCAAAGUUAAACACUAUCAUUCCGAGGCGUUAUUUUAAUUUCAAAAUAUUUUUUCCCCAUAGGAAAUAAUGGAGAGUGAACUAGUUCUAGGCGUUGACUGCUGCCAUCAUAAAGCCUUUAACUCUAAAGGGAAUUUUAAGGAACAUUACAACAUCCUAACUGUUAUACAACAGCAACAAAAAACAAAAAUGCUUAAAAAAAUAAAAAUAAAAAAAAUAUAUUUUUCAAUAUAAGCAGCUCACACAAAAAUGUUCAUUUUACACUUGAUAGAUGGGCAAACAGAGAUUCAGCUAUUUUUACUUAAGCAAUAAAAACAUUUUUGCAAUAUGUCCCCUUGAAAGCUGCCAUACAUUCAUCACUAUUUUUGUUCUUUAUACUUUUCUUUCUACAUGCUAUAGGUGUCUUUACUUCCACCCUUGGUUGCUUCUGUAAAUUGCCUAUGGUAUUUUGUGCAAGAACAGUGCUUGUUUUAUUCCCCAAAGUUAUGCAUCCCCCCCAUUGACUUCUGUUUUUUUUUAUAAUGAUGAGACAUUGUAAUAAAGAUGUUUUAGUAAAAUUCUUAAACAACAGUAGUGUGACUG
Phycodurus eques (leafy seadragon) is the source of this 1788-nucleotide messenger RNA. RefSeq lists its product as uncharacterized. Lineage: Eukaryota; Metazoa; Chordata; Actinopteri; Syngnathiformes; Syngnathidae. The transcript has 2 exons. The record is from RefSeq and is a predicted model, not a curated record. The coding region runs from base 83 to 1057 and encodes 324 amino acids.